Caenorhabditis remanei is the source of this 2052-nucleotide messenger RNA. RefSeq lists its product as uncharacterized. The transcript has 8 exons. The record is from RefSeq and is a predicted model, not a curated record. Lineage: Eukaryota; Metazoa; Nematoda; Chromadorea; Rhabditida; Rhabditidae. The coding region runs from base 1 to 2052 and encodes 683 amino acids.
AUGCGGCAAGAAUUGGCGUCACUGUGUGAUAAGAAAUCGGAAUUUCUUCGAGCACAGAAAAGGGCAUCGCUGUUUGUGGACAGUCGUCGAAUUGGUGCUCCGAGUGUCAUGAACGAAUUUUCAACAGUAUUCAAGAAGGCAUGUUCACUUCCAUUAGAAGAUGUCGACGAACAAAGAAAGAUGAUUGAAGAUGUAGUAAAGGAAUCAAUAGUGAUUGAAUGGCCGAGAACAUUUCCAGGAGUUUAUUCAGAUCAAGCUGAAACUGAACUGGAUUUUGCUCCACUCAUUCACAGGGCAAGAAAUGUUGUGAAAUGCAGAACAAGCCAUCCAACAAUGCGUGUUAAAAUCUACGCGAUCUCGGAGAGCAAUGAGAUCAGUUGUCCUCAAGUUAUUGAAACCUUUUACCGUGCAUCUCUUGUCAAAUUGAGUGCAGAAACCCCGGAAUCAAAGUUCAGACAAAGUUCGAGCCAUGCUCAACUUCUGAUCUUUGCAAAUCAGUUGAAUGAGCAAAAUGUGAGAACAACUUCAUUGAAAUACGAUAAUGGAUUCUUAUGUGCAACGUUCCCUGAAAUGGGUGUUACUUUGAACUCAAUGGUUGAUCGUCGUCAAUUAUCAACUCGAUAUGCGAUUCAAGUUGAAGUUCAUAUCAAUAUUGAUAACAGAAUAAUUGUUAUUCAUUCACUCAUCAGUCAUCCAUUCUUGAUUGCUAUCACAAAUGAUCAAACUGAACCGCUUCUACAGUCAAUCUUCUGGAAUAGACUUUUGAAUUGUGACCAACAUGAUUCAUACGAAUCUUCCCCUGAUAAAAGCCACCUUCCCUGGGGAACACUACGCCAAGCUCUGCGUGCAUUUAUUAAAUCUCAAAUCCCUCAAGCAAGAUUUCUAACGGAUUAUGAAUUGAGACACAUCCAAACUAUGCUUUUACUUCCACGUGUCCUUCGUUGUGGUAGCCCAAAUGAUCUACAUCUUCUUGAGAUUAAUUUAUUUGGAUCAGUCGGAAAUCAACAAAGAGAUUUACACGAAGAAAUGAAAAGAUUGAGAAAUCGGUUGCUGAGUGAGCCGAUAGUUGACAGUUUUCUAGUGGAUCGAAAAGAGUUUAUCAAUGAAAAAUGUAUUUCUGUUCUCGAUAUGAGCACUGAAUUGGAGCAUACCACGUGGCAAUGGUUGCACAAAUCGUGUGAAAUGAUUCAGGAUGUAGGUCAUAAGCUAUGUCCAUCUCCAGUCUGUGACAAGAAGUCAUCGAAAACAAAGAAACAAAUGGCGGCUUCAGAAGACUAUCAGACUGUCAUUAGUCUCUUCAACAAAGGAUUCAUUACAUUUUGUUCAACUCUAAAAGCUGGCGUCUCUUUUGGAUACGUAGAAAGAAAUUCAGCAAUGCUCAUGAGAUUUUGUGAUGAAAACAUCGGUCAUUUUUCGAUUUGUUAUGGAUUGGAAAACGGAAAACCCAAACUCGGUUCGAUAUCAGCUGAACAAGUGAAAGAUUUUAAGCAGGGACUACCCGAAAUGCUGAUUGACGAACACUAUCCUUCGAAGUAUCACAGUUUAAUCAAAAUGAGUAUGGAGGAUUGUGAAGAUAACUCGCCAGCAGUUGCAGUCAGAAAAACUGAGAUAUUUCAUAACUAUAAAACAGAGAGAAGAACGGUAGAAAGUGUUUCAAUUAUGGAUGAUGAGACAAAUCGAGUGGAUGUUUUGAGUGGAGCGCUUCUUGCUCGUCAGUCUCCAUCUCCACCACAAAACAUGAUACAAUCUCAUGUUUUUGAUAUUUCUUCUUUUGCUCAUAAUAAUACUCAUAUCGCCCAAACUAUUUUCCCAUUGCUUCACAGUUUGAGUGGAAAUUUGGACAUAAGUUCAUUACUUAAAAACUUCAAUUCUUCUUCGAAUCAAACGGAGGAAGAUGCAGAUGACAAUGAUGCAAAUCUCUCUGAUACUUCUGGAGAAGAUGCUCCGACGUCUUCAGUUGCUUCAUUGCUUCAGAGCAAAAAGGAUCAUAAAGAUGAUAUUCACAAUGAAACUGGAAAUAUUGCACAACUUCUUCUUCAACAAUAUCAGUAG